AUGUUUGCUUGCUUCACUAGCCGAACUGAACGUGAGGGCGGUGCUGGGCCCACAGAACGGCUCCUCGCGCCCACUACAUUCCCCGCGUGGCUGCUUCACUGCGCUUCACAAGGCCAGCCGCUAGGUCUCACCGAAUGGCCUAUGAAACUUGGCCAUGGGGGACUAUUUGACAAACAAGAUGUAUCUAAGAAGAGAGGGCUUACAAGAUCUUUUACUGAUUCCAACAUUUCUUACUCAUAUGAUGAUUGCCCAGAAGCACCUGGUUCUUCCCAUUACAUUACAGCAGAUGGUGACAUUGAUCUCCUUGUUGUGCUUAAAGGAGUUCAAAAUGUUGUUUUGAGAGAUAGUGUGAUUUGCAGCCUGAGAGUAUGCGAGGGCAUUCUCAAUUUAACUGAGGUUGUAUUGGGAAUGCCAGGUCUUGCAGAUGCUAGUGAGAAACAAUUAGCAGCCCAAAGUUGUAUUCUCUGCUCUCUUACUAGAGUACUGAAGCACUUAGGUUGUCCUCAUGGAUGUGCUGAUGCCCAACGUGGACCUCCAGCUGAUUUUCUUCGCUCUCAGGUGCAUAGCCUUCUUGGAAGACUUCAUAAGGCUUCUGGACGACACUUUCUAAAAUUCUUCAGAAACAUGGUUGCCACACAAUCAAUAGCUGAAAUCAUUGAUUUUUUCCAUGCUUUCACUGGGUUUUGUGUAGACCCUGGUUCUCUCCUUUCUCCUUUAAACCAGAAACGUACAUCCAGUAAGUCACCAGACACUAUGCCACAGUCGUUAUUUGGCCCCUCUGCAACUAAUUUAGAGGGUCAUAUCAUUGGAGCUAUUUUUAAAAAAUUUGUUUCAAAACUUGUCAGUGCUUCUAAAGAAAUUAAAUCUCAUGAAAACAUGAGCCUCUACAGUGACAUAAGGCUUUUUACUAGCUAUGUUAAAGAGGUUCAUGGUAAUGUGCUUCGUAGAGUUUCAAUGAGUGGUUUAAUAGAUACUGCUGUUAGACCCCACAGAAAGGAAACUAAUCUACAGACAACUAGGGUCAUUAGGCACAUCCCACAGGGUGAACAAGAUAGUAUUCAGGACCAUGGAUGCUAUGUGGUUGAUGAGAAUUCGAAAAAAUUAUUAUUUAAAAAGCGCAGUACCUCUUCUACAUGUGCUAGUGUGUUGGAAGCUGAAGGUGGUGAUGAAGUUCAAAGUCCACUUGGAAAUAUGAGAAAGAAACAUCAUAUUCUGACACCAAGACACAGUCAGCGCAACUUUAAUCAGUUCCAGAAGAACUCUAAAUUUAAAAUAGUUAAUUGGUUUAGACGUGAAGUGAGGCGUGGAGAAUCAGUUGACUCGCAGGGCAGCGCUGAAUCACCAGCUGAGGGAGCAUUGAUUCACCAUGCUGCUCAACUUCACCAUUCUUACAGCAAAACUUCUCAGAAAAGUACUUCUAGUGUUGGAACUACAUUGCAAAAAGCUCGUAGAAGAGUGGAAGAUCAAUUUACAAAAUUUGGUUUUGGUAGAGGAAAGAAAAAAGAUGGAAGCAUAGAAGAGACACAAUUCUGUUAUUUAAGCAGACGAAAUUCUGUUGAAACUGCUGAAGGGCGAGGAAGAGAUUCUGAGGUGGUUGUGCUCAAAGCAAGACGGAUGGUGCGCAAAGAUAUUUUAGUAGCAGGAAUGAACCGCCUUAGCAUACUUUUAGAAAUCUGCCAUCCUGCAACACUGCCACACCCACAUCUUUUGGCUGCUGUUUUAGAUCUGCCUCAUGCACCUAUAGUAUCAAGGGCUGCAUUUUUAUUGGAAUGUGCUCAUUUUGUGCACUCGUGCAAUAAGGGACAGUGGCCAUCUUGGUUAAAGCACAAUCUUCCUCUGUUCCGCCCAUCUGGCCCACCACCUUCAAGUCGGCCUAAUCCAAACAGUGCAAGACGAACACACCUUCUGCAGAGGACUGCUGGUAACAUCUUCUACCAAUGGGCGGAGAUAUUAGGACAAAGGUUGGAAGAAAUGCUUACAGAAGAUAAGGCCCAUGUUCCUCAUGUCAUUGCUAGUCUACAAGAUGAAAACAAACAAAAAGAUCUAUUAAUAGAAGAUGAAGAGGAAGAUUUUCUAGAUGAGGCAUGUGGUACAAGAAAUGAGUAUGGAUCUUCAUGCCCGAUGGCUUUACGAUUGAUAGCCUGUACAUUGCUUCUGGAAAUUACUGCAUUUUUACGUGAGACUUAUCAAAAUCUGCCAAAAGUAAGUGCUUCCAGUAGAGGUGGAACAUCUGUGCACGUAAGUGAUAAGAAAGAAGCUAACCGCCGCUGGAGUAUGGCACUGUCUUCCAUGGGACACUCACAAGCAUCAGCUCAUAGUCUCCAGUCAAUACCUGAUCAGGGCCAGUCUGAGAGAAAGAUCAGCUUUGUACUCCAGGAACCUGAUAAUGAAUCAGAAGGAAGUAGCAAUACAACCCUCACAAUGCAGAUGGAGGAAAAUGACAAAGGACGUAGACAGAGACCAUUGUUAUUGAGACGAGGUACAGCAACGUCAGGUGUCCCAGGAGGAUCAUUUAAACGUCGAAGCCUCAAGCUCAGAAGAAGCAAAGAACCUGGUGGCUCCUCCUAUGAUGUCCCACGGACAGCUGAUCCAGAUUUCAAGAGGAGCGACUCUCUUCAGAACCGACGUAAAGUGAGCUCCCUGUCUGAUCGAUCGGACACCUCUGAACCUGGUGCUGGGAGUGGGGAAGAGAGCCCCGGUGCCCUUUCAGAUGCUCCUGAGAGCCCAACCAGUACUAAUGAUACAGAUGACACUUCCAACAUGCCUUGGCUAAAGGUUGUUGUUCAAAUGUUAAAUUCUUACAACUAUUUUUGCUCACAUCAACAUUUUUGUCAUCCAUUCUGCUAUCGACGACAUGCAAGAGCCACCUCUAGACUUAUCAAAGCAGUUAGGCAGGUAUAUGGGGAAGAAUUCGGUAUGAUUUUAAAUGUUCGAGAAGAAGUUAUCGAUACAAGCAGCAAAAAGGAAGGGAAGAGAAGUCGAAAAGUUUCUGAACAAGCAUCUCCUAAUCGAGGAAAGGAUUCUAAGCGUGAUAAAGACAAGUCAGAACGACAUGAUUCCCAUGCAGGAAACGGAAAGGAUUUUCUUACCAGUGAUCAAGAUGAUAAAGAUGGCAGGGGUAAAACGCCUUCAGAGAAAAAGGAGCCUCCACCAAUUCUCAAAUAUAUCAAAACUCAGGUAGGUUGUGGGUUCCACAGAGCUCUAGAAGCACUAACAAAAGGCGGCUGCACUAUAAGUGCAGAUUUGCUUGCUGAUUCCUUACCAUCUGCCUGGCACCUUUGCCUCGAACCUUGCCAGGAAACUGCAGCUGCUGCUGGAGCACUCUUCAUACUUGCUGCUGUCAGAGCACCUCUCCAGGCUGCUAAGAUUAUGGAUGCUGCGCUCCGCCAUCCAGACCCUGCUGUCAGGAUCUCUGCAAUAUUGCGAUUUAAGGUACUUUGGAAAAUGCGUCAUCAGGUUUGGUGUAGGAUGGAAGAAGGGGCACAACUAACCUUCAAGGUCCCUCCUCCUGGAAUUGAAUUCACUCUUCCAUCUCCAAAAAUUGGCAUAGAAUCUCUGCCUGUAGUUGAUCCACCUUGGAUGCCACAAGUAAAGACUAAAGUGGAAGAAGUUACUGCAAUUAGUCAAGAAAGUCAUAGGUCACUUGUAACUGCUACAAAAACAAGGAAGAAACAGCAAACAGAACUGAUAAAGAUGGCACUACAAGCUAGAGAAGAUAAGAAGAGAUGCGAAAGAGAAAAUUUCAUGGUGACUACUAUUCCAAUAACUAUUCAAGCUGCCUACGAGCCUAGUCUGCAUCAUGCUGUUGGCGAUGACCAUGAAGAAGUUGGAGGUUGCGAUGAGGAAGCUAUUGAAGUUGGCUCCCGAAACACAUCCCAUCAUAUUCAUUCUGCGCAGUCCCUAUUCCCUUCAUGUCUUUGUACUGCAGUAGUAAGGAUAAUAAACUUGCUUGACGAUGCUGCCGUAUCUAGUGAUGGCUCUGCUGUUUAUGAAGUUGCUUAUCAGGUAAUUUGGAGUUGCUUGGUUGAAGAUAGUGCUUUGUUUCUUCGUUAUAUUUUGGAAAGGUUGACUAGAGGAGAUCAAGAAAUGAUGUUCAAGGUGCUGAGGCAUUUGAUAAGAUUUGUGCCAAGGUUGCCACAGCAAGCAGCCUUCACCCUCUAUAACUACAUUAUUGGAUAUGUCAUGUUCUACGUGAGGUCUCCACAAGAAGAGGGCCAGAAGUUAAUUGGAGCAGCUCUCUCUAUAUUAUGGAUGGUCGUUCAUAGUGUCCAUGGGAUAAUGUUUAAGGACCUGAAACAAAUAUUGAGGAAGGAACAGUGCGAUGCUUCUAUUCUCCUCACUGCCAAUGUUCCUUCUACAAAGAAGAUCAUAGUACAUGGUCCUCAAGAUCAAUCAUCAUGUGGAAUUCCGUCUCAGUUUCCUGUUCAGGAAGAUACUCAGUUCUGUCAAAUACUCAGAGAAUCCCUUGACUUCUUUGGUAUUGAAGAAGAGAGACAUAGAGAAUUCUUUUUAGUCGAUCACAAAACUCGUCAAAUCCAUAAUCCCAACUCAUAUGUUCGAGAUUUCUACUUCUUUAAAAGAUCACAAUACCCGCAACUUGAAUUGGUACAUAUGCACCCAGAAGAUGCAUUUAAUGCCUUACAACGCCAAGAGUUGAUGCAUAAAUCAGUUGAGAUUGGCAAAGUUCUGCUCACAUGGGCUAUUCUAAAGAAUGUUGACAUGGUUGUUCAAAGAGUAGUAUUUUUACAUGAGGAGUUAAUGAAACUUCCUUCAUUUCCUAGGAAAGCAUUAGAAGCUGAUUUAGAUCUUUAUCGUGGGGGUGAGAUGGGAAAGGAGUUACUUGGAUUAGAUGUUCUCCAUAAAUUCAUGUGGGUUCGAUUGAUCGCAAGAAUGUUUGAAGCAAUGGCUGGUAAUUUUGCAUAUUCUGGGGAUAUUCGCCUUUUCUUGAAUGUCUUGAACGGUGCUCUCAUUCUCCACUCACAGGAUGCUACUAUCCUUCGAUAUGUAAUGGCUACUUACAUAAAUGCUGCUCAUAAUUUCAAAAAUAUAUUUUCACUGAAUGGAUACAUGAUGGUUGUACCAACUCUGCUUCAACUGUAUGCUACCUAUCAAACAAACAAACUAGUCACCAAGACAGUUGAGUAUUGUGUUAAACAAUUCUACCUCAUGAACAGAAAGCCUUUCAUUCUACAGAUGUUUGGUGCAGCAUCACCGAUUCUUGAUAUCGAUUCUACAGCUCAGUUUGGUGAUGGGCAGAAGGUUCCUGCCCAGUGCCUUUUCCAGCUACUCCUUAGUCUAGAGACACCUUCUCCGGAUCCGCUUAACAUUGGGGAAUUAGUCAAAGAGGAAAAACCUUUGAAAGCCAUCGAUUUCUGUUACCAUGAUGACAAUGAAAUGGUCACAGUCCUCGAUUGUGUAUCACUAUGUGUUAUGGUAGUUGCCUACUCUGCUGAUUCUGUUAGAGCAUAUCAAAUGUUGACAAUUCUUGAAGCAAUCGUUCCAUGUUAUCUUCAACAGAUUCAACUUCCUAGCUACAGAAAAGAAGGAAAGUCAGAACGAGAUAUAAUAAGUCAGAUAGCAGUUGCUAUUAACACUCUUGUGACAAACUGUGAAGCACUUUCCAAGAACUACAAUGGACCGCAGAGGACUAGUCCUGAACACAAGGGUAGCAGUCAACGUGGCUAUAAUAGAGCGCCUUACUCACCAGGAUUUGAGUUUGUUGAUGAGGGUCAUGCAAAAUAUAUAGCUGACCGAGCAAAGACAAGAACAACCUACACUGACUCCGAUGAUAGUGAAGCUGAGUUCAGACGUCCAAGAGAUGUACUUUUAUCAUUGGUUACCGAGUUUGCUACCCGAUGCACAGCACGUCUAAUAGAACUCAAUAAAAAGUUUCCACAGGAUGGAAAGCCAAUUGAGUUGUUGGAACUGCGAUCUCAAACACGCCUUGCAGAUGUUGCCCAUUCUUUAUUAAAAGCAUCUCCAUACGAUCCUGACACCAUGUCUUGCAAAGGACUCCAACUGUAUAUGACCCAGUUAAUGCCUGCCACUGAGUGGAAUUCAGAAUCUAUGCGGCCUACUCUCAUUAUGCUUCUUCGGAGGCUAGACAAGACAUUUCUAAAGAUAUAUAAGAAGCCAAGUAUCAGGAGAAGUGUUGACUGGGAAGCUGCUAGUGGCCUCAUUCGUGGUAUUUAUGAAACUCUCUCUCGCUACCCAUACAUGGUUCACCUUGGCAACUUGAAAAGUCUAAUUAAUACUUGUCAGUCACUGAUCAUUGGUGAAAUGGCAACAGGCUUGGCAGAGAAUAUUUCAUCUGCAACUGCAGCUCUUAUGUCUCAGGUUCCACCUCCUCACUUCUGUGAUAUGGUUGUGCGACUUAUAGCUCUUCAAAUAUUAGCUUUUGGUGAUUCGUAUACGCUGGAGCAAGUCUGUGGUGGUAGUACCCUCUUUCCUACCUUUGAGAAGACAGAGAGUAUGUUGCUUAAUCUUCUCAUGCCCCUGUGUCUGCGUGUAGGAAGUGGAAGAAGAGAUAUACACAUUAUGAGGGAUAUAGAUAUCAACUACUGCUUGACAGUGGUCUUGUACGCGAUGUACCCACCUUCAGCUAGGACUCCUGUCACCAUGCAGAAUUUCAAGAUGGCUCAAGAUUUCCGGUCAGGAUCAUUUUCAUUUACUAAAUCUCCCCCUGCUGUCACUAAAUCACUUUACCAAGUUUCUUUUCUUGCAUUGAAGAUAUUAAUAGCUUGCUUUGAAGGGGAACUAGAGUCAGAUUGGCCUCGUAUUGCAAGAACAGUCCAAGAACUUUCUAAGGUAACAGAUGCUAGACAAUAUUUUUGGAGCUUUAUUGAGUUUGUUGUAUCUCAAAGACCUCCUCUUUUUGUUCUUAUGCAGCCAUUUAUCCGCCUUAAGUUGAAUAUGACACCAAUAAGUGACAUUGAGAGGCACAUUCACUUUGUUGUCAGGGAGAAAAUGUCAGGUCUGUCACAUUCUGGGCCAAAGUGUCGUGGCGCUCUUCUUGCAGAUCUAAUUCAUGAAAUGAAGGAGCUAAAGGAUGAGUUAGACAGUCAUAAAUAUAAGCUGGAAGGUGUAGCAAAAGGUGAUGCGGCGGUACCACCUGAACCAACCACGACAGCUCCUGCUCAGCGACAUAGACCAUCACUGAUAGAUCUACUCACUGGCAACAAUAGUCAGCUUGGUUCUCACAUCACCAUACCACACAGAGAAUCAGUGUCUUCUGUGCCAAGUACUAACACACAAGAGCCACCAACUGUUCUGUCAAGGUAUCACACGAGUAGUGAGGUUCUUAGUCCAGAGGAAGAAAGCCAAAGCGAAACAAGACCGCAUAGACCUCGUCUUCAAAGAUCUAAAGCCCAGAGUAGAAAAACCUUCCGGCUGAGAAAGAGCAGAAUGGAUAGUGGGCAUAGAUCGGAACCAUCAAUCAAUACUGGCAACAAUGGCCUUACACCUGGCAGCAACAACAACAAUGGCGGUAGUCAAACAUCUCGGGGUCGAGGAGAGCACUCGUGGGAGGAAGACAUGUCUCAGACAUCUAGCACUUCUGGUUACCGGGAAAAUUGUAGUUUGGUGAUGGCUGCUCCUCCACUAUCACCUGACUCGAGCAGUCACUCCCAGCAUUCAUUGCUGUUGGUAUUUGAAGAGGAUACCCUCAUAUAAGAUGGUGACUGACUGUUGUUUGGUUCAUAACAAAUGUUUGUUUUUGUUAUUCACUGUCCUCUAACAGUUUUAAUUUUAUAACUAUCUAACUACAUGAACAUCUGUUAAUAGGCUAAAAGUAAUGAAGCAUGAAAGUGUUGAAUGUUCAAUACGUUUUAUUUGAAUAUAAGAGGAAAAUGGAUUCUAACAUUUUCUAUAUUUAUAUCUGAUGAUUUUUUUGCCUAUCUUAAAAACCAUCUACAACUAUUCUAAAUUAUAGAAAACCAGAAAAUAUUCCUGGUAUUUAUUAAUUUUAUUCAACAAUAUCAUAUAAUCCAUAUGGUGCGGAGGGCAGUGUAUCAGUCAAAUUGUUUAUCGUUUUUAUACCUAAAGUCCUAAAUUUGUUAGUUCCUUUGUUUAUCUGAAUAAGAUUUUUAAAAGUUUUAUUUUUGUAUUAUUUGUUAUUAUUGUAGUUAUUUUAGGGUACUGUAGUUAUCCUAUUUGUCCUGUGAUUUGUUUAAUAAUUUCAACAAACAAGAACAUUUAUUUAGAGUAUUUCCUAUUUUAUAAGUCUGUUUUUGUAUUUUUUUAUUGUCCUUUUGCAAAAUAUAAAUAUAGUGUUUAAGGAACAAAAGGGUACUCCUUAAUAAUUUAAAUUAUAUUCACUAAUUUGUUAAAUUUAUUGAUUAUUUUAUGAAAGAUGUUUAUUGUACUAGUUGUGAAUUAUAUUUUUGUUAGUUCUUGACUAAUGAACUUGAAAGUUGAAAAUAUAAUUAUUAUUGUAAUGUUUAAAAUAAUAUAAAAUUAUUUAGGUAGAUUGUUAUACUAGAUAAACUAUAUAUUGUUAUAUUUUGUUUUUAAUAAACUGAAAAUAAGUUUACAA
This is a messenger RNA of Nezara viridula (southern green stink bug), 8533 nucleotides long. The record is from the annotation of a GenBank genome assembly. NCBI's taxonomy places the organism in Eukaryota, Metazoa, Arthropoda, Insecta, Hemiptera, Pentatomidae.